Molecule: messenger RNA, 1385 nt
Organism: Tuber aestivum (summer truffle)
Lineage: Eukaryota; Fungi; Ascomycota; Pezizomycetes; Pezizales; Tuberaceae
Source: the annotation of a GenBank genome assembly
AUGGUUUACUACUUCACCUCCAAUGUUGUAGAUCCCCCGGCGUUCAUCUAUGUCGGCAAAGACAAAGUCGAGAGUACUCAGCUUCCCCGCCCCCCGAGUAACACGUCCAGGAUAGCUAACUGGACACAGAUGAGGAGCUGGUAAAGUAUGGUUUCAGGGAAGAUAUAUGGUGAGCAUGGGAUAAAUAUGCCUAUUUCCUCCCCUUGAUUAUGCUAACAUUGAAGUCUAGGGUUCGUUGAUCAUCGUCCCUCUCAAAGUUCAACCUCAUGGUGCGCUAAUCGAGCCCCAAGUUUCACGCAGACAAACUCUCAUCGGCACAUAUAUACCUUCGCCUCCCGGAAGGAAGCGAUUGGGAGAGUGUCCCGCAAGAUCUCCUAACCGAUUGUGCACAGCUUACAAAAUCCAACUCCAUUGAAGGUGUGAGUCCCGCUCCCACCUUCGUAUCUUAUCUGCUGCAACGGAAGGGAAGCUAAGACUAGAUUAUAGGAAACAAGAAGGAUAACAUCAACGUUGUCUACACACCCUGGUCGAACCUCAAGAAAGAUGGCAGCAUGGCCGUCGGACAAGUCAGUUUCAAAGACCAACGCAAAGUAAAAAAGAUUCUAGUCGAGACUCGAAUCAACGCCAUUGUCAACCGGCUGAAUAAGACGAAAGAGGAGCGGUUCCCAGAUCUGGCAGAGGAGAAGGAAGAGCGGGAACGGGAAAUUCGGAAUCGGGAGAAUAAGGCGAUGCUUGAGCGGGUAAGAAGAAUUCCCCGCCACCCCCUCCUCCCCUAGACUCCAUACUGGGCCCGGGAUACAUACGGGUGGGAUAAUUGCUGAUUGUAAAUAAACAACUCACAGAAAAAAGAAGAGGCGAGAGUCGCGAGAGAACACAGGGAGAAAGCCUGGCAGAAGGACCAUGCUUACGAUGACGUCUUUACUGAGGAUGCUCUGGAAGCAAGCUCGAAUCAGAAUAGGGAUGCUGGGUUCUAUGAUGAUUUCUUGUAAAUGGAAGAGUCGUUACGGAACAUGUUCCCAAUUCUAAUGGCCCAUUUCUAGGCCGUAUCCCCUCGCAAGUUGGGUUAUAGGCAGCUGCAGAGCGGUUUGAUCUGUCCUCCUUGCGGCCAACACAUCCGUGGUGUGCCAUUAUAGACCCAGAACCGUAAAUAGCCGACAGGUUCCUGGGUUUAAGGUGACAUGUGUCUACUAGUACACUAAUGGUGGAUAUGUUUCCCUCAAAAUCUAGAUUUCUCGGCUGUCCCCGUGCUCUCAUAUGCUCGCCAAAGGGGGCUUAGGCGUGGUCGGAAGCUUUGAAGAGACUGCUAUCGGGUGGUGCUGUGCUUACGAAUAUAUAGAGAGAAGCCUAGGGCAAUGGGCAAAACACAAGAGAACUUGGUGACCAGU